Molecule: messenger RNA, 3217 nt
Organism: Odocoileus virginianus texanus
Lineage: Eukaryota; Metazoa; Chordata; Mammalia; Artiodactyla; Cervidae
Gene: KCTD2
Product: potassium channel tetramerization domain containing 2
Biological process (GO): protein homooligomerization; proteasome-mediated ubiquitin-dependent protein catabolic process
Cellular component (GO): Cul3-RING ubiquitin ligase complex; cytoplasm
Molecular function (GO): cullin family protein binding
Source: RefSeq, a predicted model, not a curated record
AUGGGUCCGCAGCAGCAGAGAACGGAAGUGGGCCACCGGAAGCUCUCCCCUCAGCCAAUCUUGGAGCCGGGUCCCGGGCCGCCGGAGCGGGCAGGGGGCGGUGGCGCGGCCCGCUGGGUCCGGCUGAACGUGGGCGGCACCUACUUCGUGACCACCAGGCAGACCCUAGGCCGGGAGCCCAAGUCUUUUCUCUGCCGCCUCUGCUGCCAGGAGGACCCGGAGCUGGACUCGGACAAGGACGAGACAGGGGCCUAUCUGAUUGACAGGGACCCUACCUACUUUGGUCCAAUCCUAAACUACCUCCGCCACGGGAAGCUCAUCAUUACAAAGGAGUUGGCAGAAGAAGGCGUCCUGGAGGAAGCGGAGUUUUACAACAUUGCAUCUCUCGUGCGACUGGUUAAGGAAAGAAUACGGGACAACGAGAACAGAACUUCACAGGGCCCCGUGAAGCACGUGUACAGAGUCCUGCAAUGCCAAGAGGAGGAGCUCACGCAGAUGGUAUCCACUAUGUCCGAUGGUUGGAAAUUCGAACAGCUCAUCAGCAUCGGAUCUUCCUAUAACUACGGGAACGAGGAUCAGGCAGAGUUCCUCUGUGUUGUCUCCAGAGAACUAAACAAUUCUACCAACGGCAUUGUCAUUGAGCCCAGUGAGAAGGCCAAGAUUCUUCAGGAGAGAGGGUCUCGGAUGUAAACUCCGAGUCCUCAGUGACGGGCGCGCCCAGCCGAGCUCCUGUACAGAAACCGAGCUACUGCCAAGCCAAGCCGCACCUGGCCCCCCGCGGAGGAGAGUUCUGGUCAAAACCAAAGGAACCCCACCCCCCCCACAGGAACCCGAAGACAGAUGCCACUUUCAGCUGCACAAUACCUUCUCAGAAACCUGCUUUUCUUUUCGUAGCCAGUGUUGUAACCUCUCCAAGAGCACUGGGCUGGGUUCCCAGGUGGAGCUUAUCUCAGGAUGGGGCGGGGAGGAGGAAGGCCUAGGUCCUUGCAGAUGCUGUACGUCCCCGAAGCCGGAGGGCGCGAAAGACCGUUGUCCUGAGCUGUGCCACGUUUUCACCUGAGUGUGCCCUGUUGGACGUGGGCAGCCACGUCAUCACACCACAUUUCUCUUCACACACCCCAGACUACCGCAGCAGACGCAGAGGAGUCUGGUUUAGGCUGUUGAACUGAGGUUUCGGUGAAGGAUAGAGUCUCCAGAGCACCCCCACAUUCCUAUGAACAAAGCCUCUUUGAGGAGGGGAGGAUGGGGGGUCGCAGCUCUGGAUUUACGCCACCAGCUGCCCCCUGUUCGGCUUGCCUCAUUAGUCUCCAGCAGCUGGCACCCCACCCCACCCCCUGCCCCAGAGAGCUCACCUCCCCAGGAAGAGUUCCGAGGCCGGCGGUGUCCUGUACCAAGUCAGACACGCAGACUGGUGGGCGCUGUAGGUGUUGGCGUAACUGCUUAUGCAGCCUUUGCUUGCCCUCUGUUGGCCCAUGUUCCUUCCCUGACUUGUUAAACUGGGGCCGAGGAUACAGGGAUUUUGGACCCUCUGCUGCCUUGGGGUGGAGACGGCCGUUUCCUCUGAAAGUUGCCAAACGUGGUAGGUUGUAGUAUCAAAAGUGGCAUUGUUUUUGUGGUCGUCUCGGAAAUGCCUUGAUUGAAAGUGUGAUAUUUGUGUCUCUUCUUGGUUUCUGACCUGGGCAGUGGUUGUGAGCCCAUGCCAUCCGCCGUAGUGUGUGUGCGUGCGUUUGCCGGGCGGGCCCAGGACCCCCUCACCUGACCGGCCCCUCACCGCCGCUUCCUUCUGUGGGGGCCGAGGCAUUGGUGAGCCAGUGCUGUUCAGUCAGGAGCCAGGCCUCAGAGCUCGCGACGGACUGCUGUCUGAGCGUCCGAGUCUGGGCGAGCAGUCGUGGGGUGCAGAGGGGCCCGAGAACGCGGGCUUUUCCCCGGUGACUUUUAGUGUGGCAGGCGGUCCAGAGAAGGGGGAGUGCCCGUGGGGAGCACUUUGUCCAUAAAAGACCCCGCAAGCCCAUGGGUCCUAAGCUGAGGUUCCCUCUGCCCCCCAACUCAGCUGCUCACCGCAUGGGUCUGGAGUCAGGGUUUCUUUAAAGUGACUGUCAACUGUGCCAAGUGUCUUUGAGCCUGUGACUGGCCCCUGCUCAGACAGGAACCUCACAUUGCCCUCACAUGUCUGUGUGUAGAGGGGAGAAGUGUGUCUGGGCGCCUGCUGACACGCCGUGUCUACACCCCCGCGUGAAUGUGCUUGUCGGCACCACGGACGUCUGGCCCGUGCCCAGGGUUCUUACAGCUGUAAAGUGUUGGAGGGACUGCUACCUACAAAAACAGUUGCCCCUGCAGAAUGGUUGCAGGUGUCCAUCCUGACAUCUUUCAGGGGGAGGAAGAAAAGAUUUGAACACGUCAGGUUAAAGCUGCUGUCAACCAGAGGCCGAUGGGUGAGGAGCUCUGGUCAAUGGGAAUAAGCACCGUCAGACUGAAAGGAGGCAAGCCUUGGCGUCUGGGGCCUCAAGCCCACGCAGACCUGCAGGAGCGAGGAGGCUGGAGGGCAGGGGGCAGCCCCUCUGGACGCGUCUUUCUCAUCGUGCUUCGCACAGGUCCACCUGGAGUCCGUGAAGCCCGCCGCACCCCUCGCUGAGCGCUCUUGAGGGACCAGCGGAAGCCUUUCCCCAGGUUCCCUCUCCGGGCCACCCAGCAACAGUCUCGGUUGUUUCAGCGCUCCAGGAAUCUGAGAGGGACUGUUUCUUAAGGUUUCUGGGAAAGUAUUUUCCCCAAGCCCUUCGUGAACCAAGUUGGUGUUUUUUUUUCUUGAAAGCCGCUCCCUCGGGGAGAGCCCGGCUGACCAUUCCAGAGAGAGGCCUGGCCAUUGGCUGGGGGGGUCACGUGAGCAGUGCCCCAUGCUGUCUGGCUGCCCAGGGCUGCCACGCGGGCAACGCCGGCCAGGCAGGGCCCAGCCUGCUCUGGAGUGACUUCGUUUAUGCACAGUUCUAACUGAUCUCAGGGGAGUCCGUGAGGCUUAGAGGAGGAAGAGACAGAUGCUGAGGGGAAGGGCUGAGAAGUCACCCACACCCUCCAGGAUGGCCUUAGAGCCAGGCCUUAGGGACCAUGCCUGCCACUUGUGGGUGCCCUUUGUUGCCGUGUGUGUCUUUGAAUAAAGUCUGAAAUGCUGUGACCCUUUUCCCCCCUCUUGUCAAUAAAGACAUGAAACAGACUUCUGAAUCUU